CCCGAUCUUCCCCAGGUAUAUAAAUGACCAGGUGACCAACUGGUCAUCACAAACGAGUCCCCGACAGUCUUCGAGUAAAGACGAAAUUUGCGACGAUCUUCGACGAUGCAGACCGCAGUCAUCUUCGUUCUACUGGCCUUGGCCUCAGCAGCUCCUGCUCCUGAGAAAUUAGCAGAAGCAGAAGAAGCAGGGGCAGCAGAAUCAACAGCAGCAGUAGCAGGUGGGGCUCCCCCUCCUCUAGUUGCCAUCAUCAGACAGACCCAGGUCAACCCAGAUGCCCUCGGUGCCCACAGCUCCGACUUCGAAGCCGAGAACGGCAUCGUCUUCCAGUUCUCUGGAUCUGAGGGAGUCCUCGGUGGAGCCAAUAUGAUUGGAUCUUGGAGCUACCCACAAGCCGACGGAACCUUGGCUGAGGUCACCUUCGUGGCCGACGAGAACGGAUUCCAGCCCCAGUCCUCGUUGUUGCCAGUGGCUCCCGCCUUCCCCCACCCCAUCCCACAGUUCGUCCUCGACCAGAUCGAGUUCGCCAGGCUUGAGGACGAGAGGGCGGCUCAAGAAGGUGCUACCAGCGCUUAAGAUUUCUAAGAUUGUCAAGUGCCGUUAAAUUGACAGUGGAUUGGGUCUAUGUACCCAACUCAGCCCCGAAUAACCUUCCAUAAGCUGUGGAUCUGUUAUUGUCAUGUUUACCUCGUCUUUGGUAGCUUUGUUUCGACGUAAAUGACUGAUUCGCUGGACGUAUCAAACGAAGUGGUGUGUAUGAAUCCUGUAUUAUUUCAUUAAAGCUGUUAAAAUGAC
Molecule: messenger RNA, 795 nt
Organism: Macrobrachium nipponense
Lineage: Eukaryota; Metazoa; Arthropoda; Malacostraca; Decapoda; Palaemonidae
Product: cuticle protein AMP4-like
Exons: 3
Coding region: 106-576 (156 amino acids)
Cellular component (GO): chitin-based extracellular matrix
Molecular function (GO): structural constituent of chitin-based larval cuticle
Source: RefSeq, a predicted model, not a curated record